AGGACCCAAACGGAAAAAAGGGUAGGGACAUGCUAUAUAGCAAGGCUAGAACAAGAAGCUGGUCAUCCCCCGCGUUUUUAUCCACCUCGCUUUCCUUCACUUGGUUUCUAAUACGCAAUUCGCGGGGAACCCAAAACCCUAAUCCUCUCUCUCCACGCCGCCAGAGAGCCGUGUGGGAGCUCGGUCCUCGGACUUCUGCAUCGAUCUCUGCUAUGAGUGCUAUCUAGGUUUCUCAGAUGGGUGACCUCAAGGAGGUUUUCCGCUCCCUCCAAGAACUCUUCCCUGAGGUUGAUCAUCGUAUACUAAAGGCUAUCGCAAUUGAGCAUCGUAAAGAUGUUGAUUCCGCGGUUGUUACUGUUCUUGAUGAAGUCAUGCCGUUCAUGACGGGUUCAGCUGGAGUGGAUGGUUCUGUUGGGAAUUUGUCAUCUAUGGAUGGUUCUGUUGGGAAUUUGUUUGGUAAUCACAGCACACAUGAAGUGGGAAGUUCAUCAUCUGUUUGGCGUGAUAUAUGUAUCAAUGAGAUUGAUGCAAGUGUUUACUCUGUGCAAUACACUUCUUAUGGGGAUGUCAAAACUGGCAAGCAAGAAAACAUAAACAACACAUAUGUGGGAAGACUUGCAUCAAUCGAAGGGGUCAAUGAGCAACUAAAUCUACAUUCUUAUCCUAUCCCAAAUGGUGGUCAACAUGAUUUGCUUCCCAACCUUGAUGUGCUAUCUUCAAAUACCGAUCCAGAGAAAACGUUGGCCAACACAGAUAAUGAAGUUGGAUACAGUGGAUUAUUUAGUGAAUGUUUUUCCCAACCACCGACAGGGGAAGAUGGUGGUAAUAUCAUAGCCCCACAACCCUGUGAUCAAGAUCCUAAUGGCAUGAUUCCAGUUGGGGAUUACUUUCCACAGAACAGUUCAAUGGAGUUCUUCAGUGGCUAUGAGGACUACAAUUUUGAUGACGGCCUUUUGCCUAUUGGUUCUAAUGAUCAAAUAUCUUUUCGAAUUUUGGGUACUGAAAAAGAUCCUUUUGCGCCUGUGCUAGAUGUUCCUGGUCGAGAUAAAGAAGAAUCAUCCACUGAGACUUCUGGAUUUAUAGAAUCCUCCAAUAAUGUUGCAGAUAUGCUUCCUGAUCUUAAUCUGAACCAUUUUACUUCUACGGCUUCAACUCACUCAAACCAUUCUGUUAGUAUUGAGUCUCUUGAGGAUUCUGUUGCUGAUGCCAGAAGCAAUAAGGAACGUGCUGCCCAUGCCGUCGUCCUGAUGCUGUUGCUCGGAUUUGACCGCAGACGCCUCCAAGUCCAAGGUGACACUGUACAGUACGGCUGUAGUGUCGAGGGUGCUGUUCUCGGCUCCUUUGAUAAUGAUCUGUUACCUUCUAUAGAAUUGGUUACAAAAAUGAUAGAGGAUGUUGAGCUUCUAGAAGAAAAGGCUAAAGUGGCCAAACAUGAAUUGUCCGUUGCUGGGACAGGCAUUCUGGCAAAAGUUGAGGAGCUCAGAGAAAUGAUAACUUAUGCGAAGGAAGCAAAUGAUAUGGUCUUCCCCUCUAACCCACAUGCUGGUAAGGUUUUAGGCGAGAAAGCUAUUUUAACCACAGAGGCACGUGAGCUUCUAUCACGACAUCAGAGGCUUUCGGAUGAGAGGAAUAAAUAUCUGGUGAUAAUUGAAGAGAUACACCAAAUUCUUGCUGAAAGAUUGGUUGCUGCACAACAAGAAAUUGCAGCAGCUGAGAAAGAAAAUGCUGAAAAGGAGGCUGCUGCUCAGGCAGUACUCGAUGAACAGGAAAAAAUGAUGAAUUCUAUCGUAGAAGAAUCAAGAAAGCUGCAGAAAGAAGCUGAGGAGAACCUGAAGCUGAAGGAAUUCUUGGUUGAGCGCGGUCAAAUUGUUGAUAUGCUGCAAGGUGAGAUGGCUGUGACAUGUGAGGACGUUUCGUUGCUCAAGCGAGUGGUAGAUGAGCGCCUACCGUUGAGCAAGUUGCAGCGCUCAGCUAUGUCGAGCCUCUCUUCUUCACUGCAUUCUUCUCAUCACAAGAGCUGGACUUCCUCGGAUAAAGCCAUUAGAUCUCCAGAUAAGCACACCCUUGCUGAACCUGCAAGCCCAGUGGGGAAAGAUCUGGAUGGCAACGAGUGCACCGUGGAAGUGUCAGAUGGCAACGACAGUGGUGAAGGCAUUUUGAAGCGCGUGGAUUCCAAGGAGGAUGUCGAUGGAUGGGAGCUUUGCUGAAGAUGUUCAGGAAUAGCGGCGUUGCCAGAGGAUGCUGAAGCAUAAACUAACAAUAAUUGUGUAUAAACGCAUACUAGCACGGUGCUAAUCUAAUCGUUUUCACAUGAAUCGGGAAGUCUCGCUGGCUCACCACAGUUGUACGUGAGAUGAGUCCAACUGGCAACUGCAGCUUGAUGUGGUAUAUAUAAAAGUGAAGGUUUCAGCUCC
This is a messenger RNA of Zea mays, 2414 nucleotides long. RefSeq lists its product as uncharacterized. Gene Ontology annotation, molecular function: ubiquitin binding. The coding region runs from base 237 to 2207 and encodes 656 amino acids. The transcript has 9 exons. Lineage: Eukaryota; Viridiplantae; Streptophyta; Magnoliopsida; Poales; Poaceae. The record is from RefSeq and is a predicted model, not a curated record.